Acanthopagrus latus (yellowfin seabream) is the source of this 5099-nucleotide messenger RNA. Its product is annotated as E3 SUMO-protein ligase ZBED1-like. The coding region runs from base 55 to 1329 and encodes 424 amino acids. Lineage: Eukaryota; Metazoa; Chordata; Actinopteri; Spariformes; Sparidae. Gene Ontology annotation, molecular function: DNA binding. The transcript has 2 exons. The record is from RefSeq and is a predicted model, not a curated record.
CAUGACCUCUCUCGCGAGAAGCCUUGCAACAGGUCAGCAGCGUAGUUGUGGAAAAUGCAGGUGGAGGCAGGUACAGUCCCUGACGCAACUUCAGAGGAUUUAGUGCCGAGACGUGGGUCUACUUCUCUGGCAUGGAAAUGGUUUGGUUUCGAAAAGACUGACGUUGGUCAAAACACCGUCAUAUGCAAAAUCUGUCGGAAAGCUAUCGCCGUUAAACAAAGCUCCACAACGAAUCUCUUUCACCACCUCCGCACCAACCACAGUAAAGAGUAUGAAGAAUACGAGAAACUUCGAGACUCUGCAGCUCAAGAUAAACCAAGUAGGCCAGCUGUUCAGCACACCCAACAAACCCUCGCUGAGUCAUUCAGCAGAAAAGUGCCGUAUGACAGAAAAAGUCAACGAUGGCAAGACAUAACCAAUGCUAUCACCAAAUUCAUAGCCAAAGAGAUGUUGCCGAUGCAGUUGGUGGAGGGAAAAAGUUUCAUUGAACUUUUGAAUGUCCUAGACGCGCGAUACACAGUGCCAAGUAGAAAAUAUUUCAGCGGAACCGCUCUCACCACCCUCUAUGAUAAAACUCGUAAAGCUGUGAUGAGUGAAGUGCAAGAGGUGAAACACUUCGCAACAACAACCGAUUUAUGGUCUAGCAGAACAUCGGAGCCAUACCUCUCUCUGACCGUGCAUUUCAUUGAUGAAUCGUGGAAACUUCGGAGCUACUGUUUGCAAACGUCCCAUUUCCCAGAUGCCCACACAGGAGAAAUCAUUGCCCUUGGUCUGAAAGAUGCCCUCGCAUCAUGGUCGCUGAGUGAACAGGACAUGGUCUGCAUGACCACCGACAGCGGCGCAAACGUCGUCAGUGCACUCAGAAUCAAUGACUGGAAAAGGCUACCGUGCUUUGGGCACCGGCUUCAUAUUGCAAUCGAGAGGAGCAUGCGUGAUGCAAGGAUAGACAGAGCCAUUGGUGUCUGCAAGAAGGUGGUUGCAGCCUUUUCCAAUAGCUGGAAUUUGAAAAAAGGACUGGCUGAUGCUCAAAAUCAGAUGAAGCUCCCAGAGCAUAAACUCAUCACAGAAUCACCAACAAGAUGGGGCUCAAGACAGCGCAUGAUAAAGAGGUUUGUUGAACAAGAAAAGGCCAUUCGUCAUGUGCUAGGUGCUGACAAGAAGCGCAGGCAUCUCCUACCAACAUGGCAAGAUGUUGAUGUGCUAGAAUCAGUGAGCAAAGCACUUAGUCCCCUGCUGGAGUUUACAGAUGCCCUCUCAGGUGAGCAAGUAGUAACCAUCUCCUACCUGAAACCGGUACUGUCACUGUUAACUCGGAGGUCCUGGCAGUGAAGUCUGAUGAUACAGAGCUCACAAAAAAAAAAUCAAGGAAACCAUUCUGGAUUACCUUAACACAAAGUACAGAGAUGACAAUGUGGAUGGCCUUUUAAGUGUAGCAUCCACGCUUGACCCGCGGUUUAAGAACCGCUACAAUGCCGAUGAUCAGAUGAUGAUGUCAACAAUUUCCUCUGAACUUAUGGCUAUGGCAACACAGGAAGAGAGCGAUUCUCCAGGCCCUUCAACUUCCACAGCUCAAGGUGCCACUGCAGAGGGUGGAGCAGAGGGUGAUGAUGACACCUGUGAGCCAGCCAAAAAAACAAAGAAGUCUUUCGGCAGUUAUUUCAAAAAACAGUGAGAGGGGAGUCACAGGCUACUGGCAUAGAAAAGGAGAUCAAGAGUUACCUUCUGAUACCGGAGGUGGACAGCGAUGUCAACCCACUUGCAUGGUGGAAAACCCAAGAGAUGAACUUCCCUAGGCUGGCAAAGCUAGCAAAAAAGUAUCUGUGCGUCCCUGCCUCAAGUAGCCCUUCAGAGAGGGCAUUUAGCACAGGUGGAAACAUUGUGACGUGUCACCGGGCUUCACUCAAGCCAGACAAUGUGGACAGGCUGGUGUUUUUGGCACACAAUUUGAAGUGAACUGUUGUCCUAGAAUGUUCAAAGUUCUGCAAAGUUUCUGGUGUCUGUCCUUAGCUGUGAUAGUAUUGACUAUUUUUUCUAUUUGAGAAUUGUGGAUUUUUUUCUCCACAAUAUUGUCAUUUGUUUACAAAUGUCUAUUUAGUUCUAUUCCUAUUGCAUGCAGCACUUUAUUACAAUUAUUCAAUAUGUCUGCACUGUAGUUCAAUUAAGUUCUUUUUUGUUUGAACCUUUUUAGAAAAUGUGUGUUUUUUUUUAAUACAAUCCUGGACAGAACCUUAAGUUUUAUGAGCACUUGCUGUCCAUUUCUCAGUAUUUCUCAAGGAUGCGUGGAGGACUUUUUUUUUUUUUUUAACAAUUCAAUGUUCCUGCUGUAAUUCAAUUGAGUUAUUUUUUAUUUGUUUGAUAAAGUUUAAAGACAAUAAAUGUGUUUUUUCUUACACAUUUUAAUCAUUGUAGGUAUUGUAAUCUUUAACCAGGUAUUACUCAGAGAAUUCCAAUCACAUUUUUCAAAAUAUCGACAAAAUAUCGUUAUCGUUAAAUUCUGAAAGAAUAUCGAGAUAUUAUCUUUUGCCCAUAUCGCCCACCCCUAAUACAAGACAUGCCUCUGUCUGCAAGAACUGUUCAUGAUCGUACCAUCACGAUGGCAAACCAAGUGGAGGAAACGCAAGUGAAGGACAUAAAUGCCGCCGUUCUUUUCCUUGGCUUUGGAUGAGUCAACAGACGUAAGCCAUUUCGCAGUUCAGUGUGAUUGCAAGAUAUGCUGCUGGUGACACACUGCGCGAAGAAAGUCUUGCUGUUCUGCCAAUAAAAGGAUCCACAAGAGGUGAGGAUUUAUUCAAGUCUUUCAUGGAGUUCGCUCAAGAAAAAAAAUCUACCUAUGGAUAAACUUCUCUCAGUGUGUACUGAUGGUGCUCCGUGUAUGGUGGGGAAAAACAAAGGAUUUUUGGCGCUUCUCCGUGAACAUGAAAAUAGACCCAUCCUAAGUUUCCACUGCAUUCUACACCAGGAGGCACUUUGUGCUCAGAUGUGUGAUGGGCAGCUUGGCGAAGUAAUGUCGCUGGUCAUUCGUGUGAUCAACUUUAUUGUUGCUCGAGCCUUAAAUGAUCGCCAGUUUAAAACACUGCUGGAUGAAGUUGGAAAUAACUAUCACGGUCUGCUUUUGCACAGCAAUGUGCGUUGGUUGUCAAGAGGGAAGGUGCUUAGCCGUUUUGCAGCUUGCCUGAACGAAAUCCGAACUUUCCUUGAAAUGAAAGGCAUCGAGCAUCCUGAGCUAGCCGAAACCGAGUGGCUCCUCAAGUUUUACUAUCUCGUGGAUAUGACUGAACAUCUGAACCAGCUCAACGUGAAAAUGCAAGGCAUUGGAAAUACAGUGUUGUCCCUUCAACAAGCCGUGUUUGCUUUUGAAAACAAGCUGGAGCUCUUCAUCAUGGAUCUUGAAACAGGUCGUUGACUACAUUUUGAAAACCUGAGACAAUUUAAAGAUGCAUGCACAGCAAGUUAGCCCACUCAAAACUUUGAUCUCCACCAGCUAGCUGGCUUCACAUCCAGUCUCCUACAGUCGUUCAAAGCACGCUUUGGAGAAUUUCGUGAGCACAGUUGUCUUUUUAAGUUCAUCGCCCAUCCAAACGAGUGUUCACUGAACACAGGCGACCUGAGUUACAUUCCUGGUGUCUCUGUCAGAGAUUUCGAAGCAGAAGUGGCUGACCUGAAGGCCUCAGACAUGUGGGUGAAUAAGUUCAAGUCUCUGAAUGAAUAUUUGGAAAGAAUCGGACGACAGAAAGCAGAGUUGGCGAGCAAGCACAUGUGGACAGAAAUGAAAAAACUUCAACCCGAAGACCAGCUGAUUAUCAAAACUUGGAACGCGCUUCCUGUCACAUACCAAACACUGCAGCGUGUGAGUAUUGCUGUAUUGACCAUGUUUGGAUCUACGUAUGCAUGUGAGCAGUCAUUCUCACAUCUUAAAAACAUCAAGUCCAACCUACGAUCACGUUUAACGGAUGAAAGCCUCAACGCUUGCAUGAAGCUAAACCUCACCAAGUACCAACCAGACUACAAAGCCAUCAGGAAAUCCAUGCAGCACCAGAAGUCACAUUAAUGGUGAGUAUUAUAACAACAUUAUUUAAAAGAAUAAAUUCAGAGGCUUAUUAUACCCAUUUAGUUGAAUUCAGCCUUAAAAUACAUUAUAUGGCUCUCACUGAAAUAAAUUUCCAAAUAUUUUGCUUUCAUGGCUCUCUGAGUCAAAAAGGUUCCCGACCCCUGGGCUAUUGGAAGGAAUAUAGUUGGACAUUUUCGCCACUCUCAUCUCACCGCCUGUCGGCUGAGAGACAUACAGCAAGAGUUGGGCAUGAAAACCAAGAUGCUACAGCAAGAUGUCACAACCAGGUGGAACAGUACUUUUGAUAUGAUGAAAAGUCUACUGGAUCAGAAGCGCGCACUGCACGGUGUGUAUGGUGCAGAUCAUGAGCUGCCUGCUUGUUUCUGCGCAUAUCAGUGGGGCCUCGUUGAAAACAUGACCACGCUUCUCAACCCAUUUGAACAAUUAACGAAGGACAUCAGCUCACAUUUGGCUACUACUGCGGACGUGAUUCCCUCUGUUCUGGCAAUGAAACCUGAGCAAGGCAGCAGACACAGACUGUGGGGUCCACACAGCAAAGAACACUCUACUGGAAGCUGGAAGCGCUUUACUACUUGGCAACGAUUCUUGACCCUAGGUACAAAGACCGUUAUUUUGACACAGUCACCAAGCAGGUGGCUGUAAAUAUGCUCCAGAAGCAAGUGGAUAAAAUGACGCAUGGCGACAGAGCUACGGAGACACCGGACACAGAAGAACCACAAGACAAGAAGAUAAGAAGGGAGUGGAUGAAUGGCUGUAUACAGUUGUGUUCAAAAUAAUAGCAGUCCAAAAUCACUAAUUAGAUCAAUCACUGUUUUUGGUAGAAAUCAUAUUUUUAUAUGGCAAAUAAUUUACUAGUAGGUGUAGUAGAGUAACAGAAAACCAACAGACCCAUUAGUCAUGACAUGCAUGCUGCUGAGUCUGUGUAAUUGAAUCAGUAAUUGGAUGGGGCGUGUUCAAAAUAAUAGCAGUGUGGAGUUCAAUUAGCCCUGCGAUGGACUGGCGACCUGUCCAGGGUGUCCCCUGCCUUCGC